AACGUCCCUAUCGAAGGCUCCUCUGGAGUUGUAUCAUCGUACGUCGAUGCAUACGACUUCAUCGCAAACGCCCAGUCUGUACUGGAGCAAGCUUAUGAGAAAUACAAAAACGGAGUUUUCAAGAUUGCUGAGAUGAAUCGAUUCACUAUUAUAAUAAAUAACCGUGAUAUGAUCGAAGAGAUUAGGAAGGCUCCGGACAGCACGACUACUUUCGUUGCGGCAAUAGCCGACGACUUUGCAUUCUGUUGGACACUUGGACAAAAAUUCGCAACGGAUACGUAUCAUCUUGGAACUAUCCGUAACCAGCUUAAUCACAACCUGGGCUUCUUGUUCGACGACAUUCGCGACGAGAUUAUGCAGGCCUUCAAUGACCUUAUUCCAAAGGGUAACGAUUGGGUCUCUAUCCCUGCAUUGGACACAGCGAGAAAAGUCGUGUCAAGGACCAGUAACAGGAUUUUGGUCGGCGUCCCUCUUUGCAGGGACCCAGAGUAUAUUGAGCUCAGCAUCAAUUUCACUAUUGACGUUAUGGAAACGGUGUACAAGAUCCAAGAUGUACCUAACUUUCUGCGCCCCCUUGUUGGCGCCUACUUCAGCCCAACAACCCGAAGUGUCCGUCAGGCUGUGAAACUCCUCCGCCCUGUCCUUGAGGAACGAUUUCGUAUGUAUGACGAAAAUGGCGAUGAUUGGCCAGGUAAACCAGUCGACAUGAUUUCUUGGCUCAUUGAUGAUGCGCCGAAGAGCGGUAAACGAGACGUCCGCGAUAUUACGUUGAGGUUGCUUAAUGUAAACUUUGCUGCUAUACACACUUUCACACAAGCUUUGUUCCAGCUUGCAUCAGAGCCAAACUAUAACCCACCUUUACGAGAAGAAAUCGAACAAGUGAUCAAGGAGGAGGGAUGGUCGAAGAUCGCAAUGACGAAGAUGUGGAAACUCGAUAGUUUCAUGAAAGAGAGCCAGCGAAUGAACGUUGUCAACAUGCUAUCCCUGAACCGCAAGAUACUCUCCAACCUCACCUUAUCGGACGGUACCUUCCUACCCGCAGGCACAUUCGUCGCCGCGAACUUGAUAGGAGCACAUCGUGACGAAUCUUACUACCCAGAUGCAAACAACUUCGACGGGUUCCGGUUCGCGAAGCUGCGCGAAGAAAGUCCGGAGGAUGGUGGGAAGCACCAAAUGGUCAACACGAGUCCGGAAUAUCUAUCAUUCGGACACGGACGUCAUGCAUGUCCCGGCCGCUUCUUCGCAGCGAACGAGCUCAAGAUAAUGAUGGCCUAUCUGAUUUUGAACUAUGACGUGAAAGCCGAGGUAGACGGAGCACGGCCAGAGAACAUAUAUCACCGGUCUCUAUUAAUUCCAAACCCCACAGCUAAAAUUCUGCUCAAGAAACGAACGGACGCAUAA
Molecule: messenger RNA, 1401 nt
Organism: Fomitiporia mediterranea MF3/22
Lineage: Eukaryota; Fungi; Basidiomycota; Agaricomycetes; Hymenochaetales; Hymenochaetaceae
Product: cytochrome P450
Exons: 10
Molecular function (GO): heme binding; oxidoreductase activity, acting on paired donors, with incorporation or reduction of molecular oxygen; monooxygenase activity
Source: RefSeq, a predicted model, not a curated record